Annulohypoxylon truncatum is the source of this 1515-nucleotide messenger RNA. RefSeq lists its product as uncharacterized. Bases 137 to 1081 code for a protein of 314 amino acids. The record is from RefSeq and is a predicted model, not a curated record. NCBI's taxonomy places the organism in Eukaryota, Fungi, Ascomycota, Sordariomycetes, Xylariales, Hypoxylaceae. The transcript has a single exon.
CGGCUGCAGUGCCGAACUGAUCGCAUAUUUCUACAACCUUAUACUAUAUUACACUGUCCCAAAGGGAGAGAUUAUCUAGAUCCAUGUUAUUCAACUUCCCACGGAACAACUAGUUAGUCAGUCGGGUGUAACCACGAUGGACCACCGCCGCGCCAGCGCCGCCGAGUCCGCCAGCAGCAGCGUAUACUCGACGCAGACGCUGCCCGUCCCUCCCACACUUCCCAUCAGCGACAGCGGGCGCGCCUCGCAAACGAGCUUCGCAUCACGGGCCUGGAUCUUCGGCAAAGUGCCCAACUACACUUCCACCACCACCAAUCCUACCCACCAACUCAACCCCAACCCCAACAACUACUGUAAUAAUGAUAAUAACAACAACAAUAACAUCAAUCCCGAGCAGCGCCGACAACAGCGCCGCCGGCCCUCCCGGCCCUCGCACCUAGAGCCCGUCGCGAUCCGCGACAGCGUGGGGUACCCGUCGGCGUCGAGCUUCGAGGCGACGAUCGAGAAGGGCACGGCGCGGUGGGGGCGGCGCAGCUCGACGAAGCCGCGGCUGGUGGACCUGGGGGGGCUGAGGCGUAAGGUUAAGCGGAUGACGAUGUUGCGGCGCGGGUCCGAGCAGCAGGAGCACCAGGGCGCGGUGGGGGCGAUGCCGGCGACGUUGAGGGAGGCUUUUGGGGGGCAAGGGGUUGGGGUGGGUGUGGGUAUUGGUGUGGGGGCAGGGGCGGAUAGGGAGGGAGAUCGGGGGAUGGUUCAGGUUCGGAAUAUGAACGACAACCUGAAUCUGGACCAGACGCAAGCACGAGGCGAAGAGCGUGAGCCUGAGGAUGGGGAUGAGGAUGUGAGGAUUGGUCCGCCGACGGAUCGCCAGUUAGCGACGAUGCUGUACCACGAGAUCCAGAACGAUAUCAUGAUUCGGACGAGGACGGAGUCGCCUACGUCACGAGUACCCGAGCUGCCGUUCCGAGAUAAAAUAAGGGGGAAGCAUUUUAGUCGGACGACGGGGAACUUGGACGAAGAAGUUUCGAGCUACGCGAAAGAUAAAAGACGGGGUUGCACUACGGCGCAAUGCGUUGUGAUAUGAUAAUGAGGAUGUAAUGAUUGUUUGGUGCUUCUAUGCUCAGGGGGUUUAUGGGAGAUGGCGGGUUUAGCGGGUGCAUCGGCAUGGAAAAUCAUGGUGUUUGGGCUUCCGGAGGUAUUAUCCCUUAGAGAUCCGCAUGAUAAGUUAGGAUGUGUAUGAAUAGAUCGUGAAGAUAUUUGCUGAUGGAUCGUAAUGGAUAAGCAUUUAGCGUUGUUCGUCUCGAAUAGGGCGGGUUGGACCAAAGGUGAGGUAUACUAAUAACAAUAUACCUAAGGAAUUGGUGUAUAGUUACAAAUAGGCCAAGGUUAGCAAUAGUCCCACGGUACGCAAUAAGUGUUAAUAGUAAAAGUACUUCACUUCCAAUUCACCAAAAUCGUAUUGCCCUCCCCUAGCUUCGUAUACCACACUGUCCUUCCAUACCAUCUGCCUUUCCCUCU